This is a messenger RNA of Anolis sagrei ordinatus, 2415 nucleotides long. RefSeq names its product gap junction alpha-3 protein-like. The record is from RefSeq and is a predicted model, not a curated record. Gene Ontology annotation, biological process: cell-cell signaling. Gene Ontology annotation, cellular component: connexin complex. NCBI's taxonomy places the organism in Eukaryota, Metazoa, Chordata, Lepidosauria, Squamata, Anolidae. Gene Ontology annotation, molecular function: gap junction channel activity.
UCUGGCCCCCGGGCCUUAGUUUGAGGGGUGCAGAUUAGGCGAGGGCUCUUUGUUGCAGGUGAACUAUAAAUCCCAGCAACUGCAUAUCCCAAAUGUCAAGGUCUAUUUUCCCCAAACUCCACCAGUGUUCACAUUGGGGCAUAUUGAGUAUCUGUGCCAAGUGUGGUCCAGAUCCAUCAUUGUGUGAGUCUGCAAUGCUCUCUGGAUGCAGGUGAACUACAACUCCCAAACUCAAGGUCAGUGCUCACCAGACCCUUCCAGUAUUUUUCGUUGGUUGUGGGAGUUCUGUGUGCCAAGUUUGGUCCAAUUCCAUCAUUGGUGGAGUUCAAAAUGCUCUUUAAUUGUAGGUGAACUAUAAAUCCCAGCAACUACAACUCCCAAAUGACAUAAUCAAUUUUCCCUCCAACCCCACCAGUAUUCAAAUUUGGGCAUAUUGGAUAACGUAAGGUAAAAGUUUUCCCCUGACAUUAAGUCCAGUCGUGUCCAACUCUGGGAGUUGGUGCUCAAUUUCUAGGCCAAAGAGCCGGUGUUGUUCAUAGACACCUCCAAAGUCAUGUGUCUGACAUGACAGCAUGGAGUUCUGUUGUUGGGUAUUUGUGCCAAAUUUGGUCCAGUGAAUGAAAAUACAUCCUGCAUUUCAGAUUUUUACAUUAUGAUUCAUAACAGUAACACAAUAAUAAUUAGGAAGUAGCAAUAAUAAUAAUUUUAUGGUUGAGGGUCACCACAACGUGAGGCACUGUAUUAAGGGGUCGCGGCAUUACGAAGGUUGAGAACCACUGCCUUAGCCGGUUGAUCCCUCAGGUGGGACUCAUAAGAGGGAAGCAAGGCCGGUUCACGAGAGGAGGAGGCCGCUACGAGACGCCACUCUCCUUCCAUUCCAAAGUCACUUUGCUGGGAGGCAGAGGGUGGUGAAAGGCGCAUGGCUCCCUCGGCGCAUGAGGGCCAUGAAGGGCCUUCCAAGAGCACCGCGUGGCUCCUGGAGGCAAGCCGUUCCAAGGCCCCCCUCCCUGCCUAAAUAUAACCUUGCUGCCCGGCCCAUUCACCCUGCAGGAGGGACUAUAAUUAACCAAGGACCCGGUCCAAAAAUAAAAAGGCCCGUGCCCUACCCCCUGUCUCUCCCCCUCCUCUCUCUCUUGGCCAGGCACAUUCGCUUAGUGGACGGCACACGGGUCAGUCAUGAAGCUCUGAUGGCAACAAAUCUUGGAUGAGACCAACGUCCGUUGCAGAAAUGGGCCUCUUUUGGAGCCGUCACCCAAGACUGCUGCCCUUCAACCUCCUUGGACAGAAAUCCUGAGUUUGGGAUGGGAACGGCUUAGCCUUGGAGCCUCCCCACCUAGAAGGGGGCCCGAUGGGCGAGUGGCACCUCCUGGGCCGGCUGCUGGAGAGCGCGCAAGAGCACUCAACGGAGGUGGGCAAGGUCUGGCUGACGGUGCUCUUCAUCUUCCGCAUCCUGGUCCUGGGGGCAGCCGCCGAGAAGGUCUGGGGGGACGAGCAGUCCAACUUCUCCUGCGACACCAAGCAACCCGGCUGUCAGAGUGUCUGCUACGACCAGACUUUCCCCAUCUCCCACGUCCGCUUCUGGGUACUGCAGAUCAUCUUCGUCUCCACCCCAAGUCUGGUCUACUUGGGCCACGUCCUGCACCUGGUGCGCAAGGAGGAAAGGGAGCGGGGUCGCUCUGCGGCUGGCAACCCCCUUCGUGACCCCUGUGGCCGGAUUCGCCUACAAGGGGCUGUGCUGCAGACCUACCUCUGCAACGUUGUCUUCAAGGCCUUGCUGGAGGUGGGCUUCAUCCUUGGUCAGUAUUUUCUCUACGGCUUCGGCCUGCAGCCCCUCUACACCUGCAGCCGCUGGCCCUGCCCCAACGCUGUCAACUGCUACAUCUCGCGGCCUACCGAGAAGACCAUCUUCAUCCUCUUCAUGCUGGCCGCGGCCUGUCUCUCACUCCUCCUCAACGUGGUGGAGGUCUGCCAUGUGCUCCGAGCCAAAUGCCGCAGAGCAGGACAGAGGUCCCAAGCUGAGCCAGAGGUCCUGGCAGAGGCAGAAGAAGAAGUCCCGGCCCACCUUCCCGGGGGCAAAGACACCGUUGCCGGCAUCAGAAGCCCAAACUGGGACCAACACCAGAAGCGAGGCAACAAGUACAGCAAGUCCAGUGCAAAAUGGAGACCGAGUGAUUUGGCUGUUUGAGGCAGUGGUUCUCAACCUUCCCAUUGCCAUGACCCCUUAAUACAGUUCAAGAUGUUGUGGUGACCCCCAACCAUAGCAUAAUUUUCAUUACUACUUUCAUAACGGUAAUUUUGCUACUGUUAUGAAUUGUAAUGUAAAUAUCUGAUAUGCAGGAUGGUAUUUUCAUUCACUGGACCAAAUUUGGCACAAAUACCCGAUAAGCCCAAAUUUGAAUACUGGUGGGGUUGGGG